Solanum dulcamara is the source of this 3592-nucleotide messenger RNA. Its product is annotated as phosphoinositide phosphatase SAC3-like. Gene Ontology annotation, biological process: phosphatidylinositol dephosphorylation. Bases 584 to 3151 code for a protein of 855 amino acids. Lineage: Eukaryota; Viridiplantae; Streptophyta; Magnoliopsida; Solanales; Solanaceae. The transcript is spliced from 16 exons. Gene Ontology annotation, cellular component: intracellular membrane-bounded organelle. Gene Ontology annotation, molecular function: phosphatidylinositol-3,5-bisphosphate 5-phosphatase activity. The record is from RefSeq and is a predicted model, not a curated record.
AAAAAAAAAAACUCAGAAAAAAAUACACAACAUCAUCAUCAUUAUUUUUUUAUCAUAUAAUCGCCAUCAGAGACAGAUAUAGGUCUCAAGCUCUCCAAUUUCUCUCUCUGUUGAUUUUUAGCUUUUCUAGAACAUCCCACAUUUUCCCAUUUUAUUCUUCUCCUCCCCUUGUUGUUGCAUUUAACUUACUCUCCAAUCCCUUUUUUUUCUUUCUUUGUUUCAUCAAGAUUUGACCCUUUUCGUUUUUGAUCCAUGAUCAUACCUGAAUUUGUGACUUAAACGCAAUUUAGGGUUCCAAGAUUGAGUUUUUUUGGUUGUUAAAGCUGAAAGAAGAAUUGGGUUUCUACAUAAGUCAAAAGGGGUAUUUUGUUUAUGGUUAAUUAUUGUUAGAAGACAAAAAAAAUGCUAUAUUUGGAGCAACUCAAGUGUGUGGUGAUGUUUGUUGCUACGAGUGUAUGUACUGUUCGAUAAUUGGAUUUGGGUUUUCCUUCUUUCUUGGUAUUUGAAUGCUGGAAUAGUUGGUUCCCGAGCCAGGGGCUCGGGUGUUGAUUGUAUUAUAUUGGGGUUAUCUGUUUAAUUAUCAAUGGCAGCGUGUGAUAUGGAGCAAAAACAACAAUAUCAACAUGAACAAGACAUCUUUUCCCCUCCUGGUCAGCCUUCACCAAUUCAAGAAGGGUUUAUGCAGAAAUUUAGGCUCUAUCAAACUCUGUCGCAAUUUUACAUGAUAGGAAGGGACAAGAGUAGAACAUACUGGAGAGUGUUGAAAAUUGACAGGACAGAACCUUCUGAGCUUCACAUGCGUGAAGAUUCAACUACCUAUACUGAGCGUGAGUGCUCUGAUUUGUUGAGAAGGAUACAUGAGGGGAACAGGUCUACAGGAGGUCUGAAAUUUGUCACUACCUGUUACGGCAUUGUCGGGUUCAUCAAAUUUCUGGGGCCUUAUUAUAUGCUGCUUAUCACUAAAAGGAGGCAGAUUGGUGCUAUUUGUGGUCAUACUGUGUAUGCUAUCACUGAGAGUGAAAUGAUCCCACUUCCGAAUGCUGCAACAAGGUCAAAGAUAGUUAAUUCUAGGAGUGAAAACAGGUACAGGAAACUUCUUUGCAUGGUGGACCUUACGAAGGACUUCUUCUACAGUUACUCAUACCAUGUUAUGAGGAGUCUACAGAAGAAUAUGUGCGAUAAUGAGACUGGACCAGACCUGUAUGACUCCAUGUUUGUCUGGAACGAAUAUAUGACACGGGGAACAAGAAAUCUCCUUCACAACACUAUUUGGACAGUAGCAUUGGUUUAUGGAUUCUUCAAGCAGGACACCCUGUCACUCUCUGGGCGGGACUUCAAGUUGACUUUGAUAGCAAGACGUUCACGUCAUUAUGCUGGUACCAGAUAUCUGAAGCGAGGCGUAAAUGAAAAUGGUAGAGUUGCGAAUGAUGUUGAGACUGAGCAGAUUCUAUUUGAGGAUGUCCCUGAAGAUUUCCCAGUGCAAAUUAGUUCUGUUGUUCAAAAUCGUGGGUCAAUCCCACUCUUUUGGUUUCAGGAAACUUCACGACUAAAUCUGAAGCCUGAUAUUAUCUUGUCAAAGAGGGAUCAGACAUAUGAAGCAACGAGACUUCAUUUCGAGAAUCUUGCUGAGAGAUAUGGGAACCCCAUAAUUAUAUUGGAUCUGAUUAAGACCCAAGAAAAAAAGCCUCGGGAGUCUAUCCUUCGCACUGAAUUUGCUAAUGCAAUUGAAUUCAUCAAUAAGGAUCUAUCUGAGGAGAAUCGACUUAGAUUUCUCCACUGGGAUUUGAACAAGCAUUCACGAAGCAAAGCUACAAAUGUUUUGUUUUCUCUGGGAAAAGUGGCUACAUAUGCAUUGAAUUUGACAGGUUUCUUCUAUUGCCAAGUUACACCAUCUUUAAGAUCUGAGGGGUGUUUGAAAUGGCCCACUUUUGAAUAUACUGCUGCUAGUAAUGUGGAUCCUUUGAGACAUUUUGAUCCUGAUGUUGAGAAACAAUAUAAUAAUGGCAAUGGUGAGUCAGAUAACUUGGAGGGGAAAACCAAUGGGUGUAACUACGUUAGUAAUGGCUAUCUGAAACCAGCAAUGUUCCAAAAGGGGGUGCUGAGGACAAAUUGCAUAGAUUGUUUGGAUCGUACUAAUGUGGCACAGUAUGCAUAUGGAUUGGCUGCUUUGGGUCAUCAACUCCGUGCAUUAGGAGUUACAAAUUCAACAAAGAUAGACCUUGAUGAUCCUUUGGCAGAAGAAUUAAUGGGGUUCUAUGAGAGGAUGGGUGAUACACUUGCUCAUCAAUAUGGUGGCUCUGCAGCUCACAACAAGAUAUUUUCAGAGAGGAGGGGCCAGUGGAAAGCUGCAAUUCAAUCACAGGAGUUCUUUAGGACUCUUCAGAGAUAUUACAGCAAUGCCUACAUGGAUGCAGAAAAACAAAAUGCUAUUAAUGUGUUUUUGGGAUACUUUCAGCCUCUAGAGGGUAGACCUGAUAUAUGGGAAUUGGACUCCUAUCAGCAUUACUAUGUGGGUAGGAAUGGGGAAAGCUAUGUUGGCGACAAUGGAAGGUCGCUCUUUCAAAGAUCAUUCUCAGAUGGAAACAUUCUUCAUGAAAGUCAAUUUCCCCUAUCAACUCGGAGUAUUGGAAAGGGGCAUUCUAAGUCUAACAUGUCUAAUCAGUCAAAAGAAGGAAGCAACUUGUUCUCCGAAUCAACACCAGAAAUGUCAACUUGUGAAAGUGAUUUGACAUAUUCAAGGUAUGCUCAAACAGUUCCUACAAGACAACUUUUUGUAGAAAUGCAAAGAGAUCGAUCCCUUGAACCACAAAAUGCAGAUGCAUAUGACUGCUCCAACUUUGUUGACUUAGAUUGGUUGUCUUCUUCUGGGAAUUCCUGUGAGGAAGAGUUCUUGGACAGGUAUUUAUUCACAAACUCCCCAAUAGGUGGACUAUCAUCAGAGAAUGUUAACAGUGACAUAGUGGGGGAAACAACCCCGCUCUCCAGUGAAGGUGUAUGUAGCAUGAAUGUUGGUAUUUCAGUUACUUCACAAGGAACAGCAAACGCUGGAGCAGAGGCAUCCUACAGUGAUGCCCAGAGUUGUGUAGUUGUUGAGGAACUUUCAGAUAGUUUUGUACGUUGGGUAAACCAUGGAGAGACCCUUUGUCAUUGAGCCGUUGAACAUUGUAAUUCAUGUCUUUCCCAUGAGUCGUGUUGGUAAAUGUGCCAGCGCCUUCAGCUCAUUCUACCACUGAGCAUGCCUCAUGUUUGGAGAAGUGUCUGCGUGGGAAUCCUAGGAUGAAACGCAACAUUUGUUGUAUCAGCAUUCUUUUUACCAAUAUUACCCGACCGAGCAAACAAUCUAGGCCUGCAUUUAUAUGAUUGUGAAAAUGGUCUGUCUAGUCGGAUACCAUUAGUACAUAGUCAACAGUUAUAAGAUUCUUUCUGGAACUCCUUUCACAGAUUGUAGGUUCCAAUGUUGUACAUAGACAGAUUUGACUUGCUAGCACUUCCAUUCGACUUAUUUUAGGUCAAUUUUUCAUUUCAAACACAUACUUGUAUUGGAAAUGACAUCUAUAAUCGUGGAAUAAGCUGUUGAGACAAAUUUACAUUU